Molecule: messenger RNA, 486 nt
Organism: Aspergillus welwitschiae
Lineage: Eukaryota; Fungi; Ascomycota; Eurotiomycetes; Eurotiales; Aspergillaceae
Exons: 1
Coding region: 103-438 (111 amino acids)
Source: RefSeq, a predicted model, not a curated record
UCUAUCGCUACGAGCACAACCGCCUGACCCUCAAGAUAGCAGUAUCCACCAAGGCAAAACACGAUGGCAACUUUCUCUUUUCUCCCAACCGACAGGCUCUCGAUGACUGAGAUAUUCCGUCUUGAGCACACGGUACCAGCCAGUAUGUUGCCACCGUUACCCUCUGUUCACCAUGACUACCGGUUCUGGUCGGCCAGAUUGCCUAGAUACAUUGAGCGAUUCUCCACCCCAACAUGGAGAUUUGACCCUUUCGUUCUGGCCUUAUCCAUCCAUAGAGUAAUCCGGAAGGUCAUGUCGAUUCUUCGCUCUCUUGCAAGCGCAGUGUUUCCAAGACCACAAAUAGCGCAUUCACACAAGAUCUGUGUCGACGCCUCGAAGCUGGGAAAUAUGCGAGAAUCAAACAAAAAAGGAAACUCACUACAAGGCUUAUACCCCUGAAUGGCGAGCAAGAGACCUCACCGGUGGAGCUGGAACUAAGAAAGCCCC